AAGUUCUCGGUGUGUGGGGUCUCCGUCUGGGGAGGGACCAGGAAUGUCUGGAGACUCAUAGAGUGGAUCCCUGUGUGACAGAGGCGAUCUGUGUGACAAGGUCUCCGGAAAAGCACUCUUUUUUGGAGGGCCGGGGGGAGCCAUCACCUGAGUGGGGUCCUAGUCUGUCUCUGGGGAAGUCUGGGCAGGAUGUCUGAAGUUCUUGGAGAGCCUGUGUUUCGGAGUCUCUCAGAGACAGAGCCUGGGCUGGGAAUAUCAUUGUGGAUUCGCCGUGGGGGUCCUGGGGGAUAUGGGGGCGUCCUCAGCGGGUCGCCGUAGUGUGUAGCAGGAUCGAUGACUAGGGACAGUUUUUGGAGGGGUCAAGAAGAUAAAAUUGUUGAGUCCUUAGGUGCAGGGGGUGGGAAGGCGGGGCGUGGGGUUCUCCAAGGGUGCAUGAUUUGGGGGGGGGGGUAAGGAACACCUGGAAGAGAACCUUGUAGGGAGAAAUAAUUGUGUGGGUCUCUAUGGGGGAACAGGGACGAAUGGGUCCUCAGCGAAUCGCCCCUCGUGUUAGCAAGGUCUUUGGGGAGGGUCUCUGGGAGAUGGCGUCAGUGGAAGCCCAGAGAUCGCCCCUACCUGCCGGCGGGGGGCUUCCCGGAGAGGCGUCACGCCUUCUCGGCCGCCGGAGGGAAGGAAGCGAAGCCUUCCCCUCCUUUCCCGCCCGCCCCUCUAAACUCUGGUCCGGAAGCCCGGGACUACAGCCUUCCUUAGCGGCAGGGAGCGGGGGAGGGAAGGGAAGGGGGCGUGUUCGGAGGCCAGGCACCGCCCCCGCCCGCCCGGAAGGAGGCUGCCUCAGCUCAGAGCGGAGAUCCCGGCCCUGUCCUUAUAUGGGCAGCCGGAAGCGGCUCGCGCGCCUGCCCUACGUCAUUAUACCCAAAUUUAGUCGUGGAAGUCUGGCGCUUCCAGUGGCCGGAAGACUCCGCUCUCCCUUCCGCGCGGCAAGGGGGGAGGGAGACGAGCCUUCCCUUAAAGGGCCUUUGCCACGAAUGAAUGGAGCUAUAGGAACAAUUUUGCAUCUUGUUUUGGAGGAACUGGAGCAAUAGGGCGUAGCGGAGGGUGGGGCCGAUGUUUUCUAUCUAUCCGCUCUAUCUCUGCCUUGCUCAGUUUACAGCUCCUACCCCAAGCACGCUUCCUGGGGCGCAGGGGCGGAGCAGGGCCGUGUUGUCUAAGGGGCGCAGCCACGUGUUCACCCGGACUGUCCUGUUGCCCGGGUCCUGCGUCCUGCGAGCACCCAGCCCACCCGUGGAGCUCGAGUAGAGGAAAGGGGCGGGGGGUGUUCGGUGUGGAGCGCAGGAAUGACACCCAGGGCUGCGUUCGUGUCUGCAGACGUCCAAUGCCCGUGGAGUGGGCAGCUAUGCCUAGGAGCCAGCCCCCGCUGCCCGCCUGCUUACUGCCUACAGAGAAGGAGUGAGGAGGGCUGGCUUACGCUAGAAAGACGCAAGAGCUGGAGGCCCCGGUGUCCCCUUUCACUGCAGUGGCCGUUUAUUCGUUUAGCAAACAUUGGACUAGUCACUCUGUCUCGAUUUCCCCAGCGGAAGAAAUCAGGUACAGCAGUACCCUCCGCGGAGUGGAGGUGAGGCAUUUAGUAAAGGAAAACCCUUAACAGCGCCUGACGGGUAGUAAGUGCUUUCGGAAGUGUUAGCACGGUUACUGAUUCAAAAAAUACGAAUCGGUUACUGAUUCAAAAAAUAUUAACUAAACACCUAGUAGCUGCUAGGAACUGUGCCCACGGGGGAUAUACCGGUUCGAAGCCCGGUCUUCCCCGGUGCUAAGGGAAACUCGCUGCCUACAAGCCACUGGGGCUUCAAACGCAAGCACGUGGGUGGACUCUGAUCCCCCCAUCCGCCGCCCUGCUCUUCUGGGCCCGCGCGCCUGCUCAUUGAGGGCCCUGGGAAAGGAGACCACCCCGAGAGCUCUGCGUGGACUGGGGAAUGCUCCCCCACGCUCCGACUCCCUCCCUUCUCCCGCCUCGGUAAAUUCUACCCUGUCGCUUUAAGGAGUCUCUCGCCGUGGUGCGUUGGGAAGCCCGGAUGCGGCUCUCGGAUUGGGCGGGGCGUCUCCGUGACUUCACCCCGGGUACAAAAGGGCCCGGGUGGCGGGCGCUGGGGCAGAGCGUCCUAGCAGUGUCACGGCGUGGGUUGGCGCGAGGGGAGAAGCGUGAACGAGCGCGUAGCCCGGAGUGCACCUGCUACCUGUCCUGCCCAGUCAGGGAGCCCCCGCCGGCCUCGCCCCCGCCGUCUAGCCGCCAUGGAGGUGCAGAAGGAGGCUCAACGCAUCAUGACCCUGUCGGUGUGGAAGAUGUACCAUUCGCGCAUGCAGCGCGGUGGCCUGCGGCUGCACCGGAGUCUGCAGCUGUCGCUGGUCAUGCGCAGCGCGCGAGAGCUCUACCUCUCGGCCAAGGUGGAAGCCCACGAGCCCGAGGUGCCCUUGCCGCCCGUCCGCUCCCCUGAUCCUCGCCUGCACCAGUUGCGGGAAGCGGAAGCUGUAGCCGAGGCAGCGCCCCCCGACGGUGAGCAGCCUUCCCCGGAGCCCAUGGACACGCGGGAGGCGCCGGGAGCCGCGGAGACCCCAGCUCCCUGUGCCCCGCGCCCCACUAAAGUCAGCCGCAAGCGGCGGAGCAGCAGCCUGAGUGACGGCGGGGACGUCGGACUGGUCCCAAGCAAGAAAGCCCGUCUAGAAGAAGAGGAGGAGGAGGCAGGGGCCUCUUCGGAGGUCCCUGAUCGCCUGCAGCCACCUCCCGCUCAAGCGGAGGGCGCCUUCCCCAACCUGGCGCGCGUCCUACAGAGGCGCUUCUCUGGCCUCCUGAACUGCAGCCCCGCCGCCCCCCCGACGGCGCCGCCGGCAUGCGAGGCGAAGCCUGCCUGCCGCCCUGCGGACAGCAUGCUGAACGUGCUCGUGCGGGCCGUGGUGGCCUUCUGAGGGUCCCCGAGCGGCGCUACGGGAGCCCAGAGCGCGGGCCGAACCGUCGGCCGGAGUGCGCACACCCGAGGCGAGGCCCGCCCCCGGGGGAGCGCCCGCUGAAACCGUGGAGAGGAGCUGCCGCCCGGGCUGCUGAGAGGCCUGAAGAGGGACUCUGCCCCCGGGGAGCCGUCGCCGCCUGUGCGCAGCGGCGGCGCCGAGGAGCCUGAGCGGGGAGCGCGAGCGCCUUCCGCCGAGACCUGCUGCGCCCACAGGUGCUGUCUUAACGGACUGGGACGUGGACCUUUCCCUCUCCUUCUGGGACUGGGAGCAGGGAGGCUAGGUUCUUUAAAACUCCUCAGGGUCGGACUUGAUUUUUUAUUGGGAGCUGUACUGCCCUUUCAAGGUUUUUCAAUAGUUGGUGUUUGCAUUUCCAACCUCAGAAUUCCAGGCAGGCGCUCCCUUCCCCCACCAGUGACAUACUUGUGCAAGCGGUCAUCGUUGCGUCAUGGGGCAGACGUGGGGAGCUUCCUGUUGCCUUGCGUGGGUGUGGGGCCUGGGAGGAGGGUCUGGGGUGUGGACCGCCCUGGGGAAUGGGAGGAGGGCGUCCUGAGUCACCUCGCCCCGCGCGCUGCGGGUUUGUGCCCCGCGCCCCUGCGCCUUCGGCUGUAUAGCGGCGGCAAGGUGGGGGCCCGAUUUAAUUUCAGGUUACAAUUUUCCUCAUCUGGGGCGUGAGAGGUGGUAAUACGUUCCCAGUCUCCGGCGUGACCGUCCCUCAGACACACAGACACAACCCAGACGAUCCUGGUCUGAAUCACAAAAUUGGGUGGGGGUGUUUAGAGCGCUUGUAAGGCUGCGCUGGGACCAGCUGCUGGUGAGACUGGGCCAGUUUGGGAAGGGGAAGAUUCUUGCCAGGGCAUGCUGAGGUCUGUUUACCUUUACUGUGGUGGAUUCUGUUUAAUUUCAUCUAUCUGGCUUUUUGCUAGAAACGCCAGAUAGGAAAAUAAAGGCCAUUUGAAUAAA
Messenger RNA from Leopardus geoffroyi (Geoffroy's cat), 3960 nucleotides. RefSeq names its product immediate early response 2 (gene IER2). NCBI's taxonomy places the organism in Eukaryota, Metazoa, Chordata, Mammalia, Carnivora, Felidae. The transcript has a single exon. The record is from RefSeq and is a predicted model, not a curated record. Bases 2287 to 2958 code for a protein of 223 amino acids.